AUGAUUUAUUGGCUGUAUAAGUACCUUUUCCUUUUGAAAUCAACCAACCAGAUGAAGAGCAUUUAAAAAUAUUGGAUUAAAAUGAAACUGAUUUAAUUGAAAGUUACUCUUUAACAAAAAUCUAAUUAGAAAAGAAAAUUUAGUGAUGGAAUUACUAGAGAAGAAUUAGGUUAAACUGGAUGGACUCUAUUACAUAUGAUUUCAGCUACUCUUUCUGUUGAUUUGAGGAGGAAUUCAAAUUUAAAAUCAAUGUUUUUUUGA
This is a messenger RNA of Paramecium pentaurelia, 261 nucleotides long. Lineage: Eukaryota; Ciliophora; Oligohymenophorea; Peniculida; Parameciidae. The record is from the annotation of a GenBank genome assembly.